Molecule: messenger RNA, 3706 nt
Organism: Morone saxatilis (striped sea-bass)
Lineage: Eukaryota; Metazoa; Chordata; Actinopteri; Moronidae
Gene: pcyt1aa
Product: phosphate cytidylyltransferase 1, choline, alpha a
Exons: 9
Coding region: 345-1475 (376 amino acids)
Biological process (GO): CDP-choline pathway
Cellular component (GO): endoplasmic reticulum
Molecular function (GO): phosphatidylcholine binding; choline-phosphate cytidylyltransferase activity
Source: RefSeq, a predicted model, not a curated record
UCCUUAAAGGUUGUCGAAGUUUUGUAGUUCCUGUGUAGUUGACCUGUCAGCGUUGUAGUACAAGCUGUCACUGCUGGCAAUUCGUCCACCCUUCUGGUAGUUGCAGUUUCCCCCCAGCGACACAGCGAGCAGCAGGUCGUCGGACUCUCGGGAUCCUUUGUGUUUACCGUUGUUGCUGCUGUCAGCUAACCAGCGAGCUAACGCUUCAAGUUAGCUGACAACACAAGUAGCUCGCCCGCUUAGCGUUAGCUGGCUGUUAGCACUUAGCUAGCUAGCCUGCUGGCGGUACGAGGCUCGGAAGCCGCCCACUCUGCAGAGCAGCACUCCGGACAAAAGAGUGAACGAUGGAGGCCCAAAGCUCCAGCGGGCUGCUGCUGUCCCGAAAGAGGAGAAGAGAGGGCUCCAAUGGGGAGACCGAGGAAGGAGAGAGGCUUGGGAAAAUCCCCAGGUGUACUGUGGGAUUGAAGCACCCUGCACCUUUUGCAGAUGAGCUGGAGCCAGCUGAUGGACCCUACGUGAGAGUCAGCAUGGAGGAGGCCAAGAGGGGAACACCACCUGACAGACCGGUGCGGGUGUAUGCAGAUGGUAUCUUUGAUGUUUUCCACUCAGGUCACGCAAGAGCACUCAUGCAGGCGAAGUGCCUCUUCCCAAACACACACCUCAUCGUCGGAGUGUGCAGUGAUGACCUGACCCACAAAUACAAGGGCUUCACGGUGAUGAAUGAGGAUGAGCGCUACGAUGCCAUUAGACAUUGCCGCUAUGUGGACGAAGUGGUGCGAAACGCUCCCUGGACAUUAUCGCCGGAGUUCCUCAUAAGACAUCGCAUUGACUUUGUGGCUCAUGACGACAUCCCAUACUCCUCAGCGGGCAGUGAUGAUGUGUACAAGCAUAUCAAGGAAGCUGGUAUGUUCGCUCCCACCCAGCGGACAGAGGGCAUCUCCACCUCUGACAUCAUCACACGCAUAGUCCGUGACUAUGACGUGUACGUCAGACGCAACCUGCAGAGAGGAUACACAGCAAAGGAACUCAACGUCAGCUUCAUCAACGAGAAGAAGUACCACCUGCAGGAGCGCGUGGACAAGGUGAAGAGGAAGGUGCGUGACGUGGAGGAGAAGAGCAAAGAGUUCGUCCAGAAGGUGGAGGAGAAGAGCAUCGACCUCAUCCAGAAAUGGGAGGAGAAAUCCAGGGAGUUCAUCGGCAACUUCCUGCAGAUGUUUGGCCCUGAGGGAGCUCUGAAGCACAUGCUGAAGGAAGGGAAGGGCCGCAUGCUGCAGGCCAUCAGCCCCCGGCAGAGCCCCAACAGCAGCCCCACCCGCGAGGAGCGCUCCCCCUCUCCCACCUUCCGUCUCCCCUUCUUCACCAAGACCUCCCCGCCUCCCUCGCCUCCGCCCCACCACAGCGGGGCCCGCGGAUACCUCAUCAGCGAGGACGACGACGAAGACGACGACGACGACGACGACAACGACGAAAACUAGAGCGUGUUUGAGUUGUUGGCUUUUGUCGGGGCCGCAGCCAGUGCUACCAGUUAGCUGUCGAGUAACGUGGUUUUCACCGAGCUCCUGCUUCCAUUGUUUAUGUUUCUGAUUUUACUUUGGCAUUUAGCACUUCAGUGUCACGUUAACUUGGACAGCCAGUUCCUCCACAGCUCAUUUUUGUCCUUUUUGUUCUUGUGUAACGGUCAGUAAAAGUUACCACUAGUCAUUUGAGUUUUUGGAAAAUUAGUCUAAUAUAUCUGAUUCACUUUUGAUGUUGAGUUUGUUAGUCACUCACUGUCACUUAGGAAUAUCUGCAGGGGUUCCACUCAGUGCACUCUUUCAUCUACGACGGUAUUCUUAAGGUUGGCGUUGCAGUGAGGUAGGAGUUUAUUUGUUUUUGUCAUGGCUUUAGCGGGAGGGCUCGCAGGUUUUUUGGUCACUUGUUGGAACAGCACAUCUAAAUGUUGGUGUGGGAGAGGUGAGCUGAGACCUCGUGGAGACACUGUUGAAUGUCUCCAGGGGAGGUUUUUUUUAGGGCAGGUCAUAAAACUGGACAUUUAAAUGACCUGCUCAUGUGGGGCAGUUUAUAUUCUGCUCAUAUUAACAGGAAACCAACCUGGCUUUUUUUCUUUUCUUUUAAAGUAACAAACUCACAUGGAAUCUGAGGUGAAUCUCAGAGUCGUUAAAUGUCUACUAAACAGCAGCUUUUUCUCCUCCAAGUUUGCCUGCCUGCACUGGGGCUGCGUGUGUCUGUGUGUAUGUGCAUGUGAUGUUUGUGCGUGCAAGCUCUCGCGUCGGCAUGUCUGAAACGUCUUCUGUCAGCAUUCUCCAUCUGUCGACAGGUCUGGGUUCAGUUUUGACUUCACUGCGUAUAGUAAUACAUUUGCUAUUAAAUGUUCUUUUGUCUGCUGACAAGAUUCGGUCUUUGGAAGACUAGUUUCAAACUGGACACCUUUCUCGUGGCGUCAGUGACAGUCAUGCAAGGAUGACCCAUUUCAGUGUUUAUGUAGAAAUACUUAUUUUUGUAGAUUUCCUCUUUCCUUACUUUAUUCUCUGUACAGAUAAUUCUUUUAAUCAUCCCUUUUUAGCAGUCUGAGCACUGAAUCAACACGAGCAAGGCUGGAGUUCUAUAUUUUUUUGUAAUGCAGAUCAUGAAUCACCUGGGCCGUAGGGAAAUAAUACUCUUCAUCUGAUAACAGGUGAUGACAAUAGAAUUAGCUGUAUCAAAGAAGACCUGAGAACUGUCUAAAUGCCCUACUUCUUAUAAGAAAUGACAUCAUUUGGUUAGUCAGAGGCGCAAGCACAAAGUAGGACUGAAUUAAGGCUUCCUCAUUGGUGGCCGUCCCAAAAGCGUAGGGCUUUGGGGUUUGCACCCAUAUACAGGUGAACUGUCCACGCAGUUAAGAGGCGUUUUUACAGACAGGACUGCCCUAUAGUGGUGUGAGGGAUUCAGAUUUAUGCAUCAGUGAAACUCCAGAUCAACAUUUAUGUAGCUACCUCCUCCUUCCCUGAACUGAUUCUGUUUCCUAAGAUGAGCACAAAGUAGGAGCAUUAUUUUUCCUUUCUGAACAGAGCCAUUGUUGCAGCACUGAAGCAAUGUGACUGGGUCAAAUAUUUGAGAUUUUCCAGCCUCGGUGUGCGUCCUGCAUCUCAAGUGAUAAAAGCAUGUCUUGUGUCUCCUAUAUAACCGAAAAAUUAAACAUCACAGGUCAUCUGAAGAUGUAAUGCAAUACUGUUUGAUGACACGAAUAUAAACAUUGGCAGGUGUCUGAUAGAUCUGUUCUCGGCUUGGUUUCCCAAAAGCACUCAGUUUCAAUCAAUCUUUGCUGCAGCGACAAAGACUGCCUCUGUUCUCGUGGAUGUAAAUCCGUUGGGAAACUACUGAGAAGGAUUCUCAGAGUUACAAACUCUACUCUUGGUAUUAGAAGUACAACUUGAGUAUAAUUAGCCUAGAUUCUGGUGCUAAGCUACUUUUGGGAAGCCUUGCCUCAGUUCUUGUGGAAUCUCUUCCUUUAAAUCAGUGGGAACUUCUCAGAAAGAGUUCUAGGUGGCAAAGACUCGAGUGGCAGGCCAAUAACAGCCACUACUACUAGAAACAAAUGUUAAUGUUUUUAACACCAAGUGUUUUAAUCAUGUGUUAUGUUACUGUUUGGGGCUAUUUUUGUUUAAAUGUCCUGGAUGUAGAGAAAGAGCAAGACAGGAAAAAUGUAUUAAACAUGUUAGCCAAAGCA